Molecule: messenger RNA, 2822 nt
Organism: Austrofundulus limnaeus
Lineage: Eukaryota; Metazoa; Chordata; Actinopteri; Cyprinodontiformes; Rivulidae
Gene: kcnip3b
Product: Kv channel interacting protein 3b, calsenilin
Exons: 8
Coding region: 1241-1936 (231 amino acids)
Biological process (GO): negative regulation of transcription by RNA polymerase II; regulation of potassium ion transmembrane transport
Cellular component (GO): nucleus; voltage-gated potassium channel complex
Molecular function (GO): RNA polymerase II cis-regulatory region sequence-specific DNA binding; DNA-binding transcription repressor activity, RNA polymerase II-specific; calcium ion binding
Source: RefSeq, a predicted model, not a curated record
GAAUAAAACACAAAACUAUCAGCAGAAGCUGUUUUAUUGAGACUGACAGACUUUAUUUUAUCAUUUGAUUUUCUAAGGAGACACUGAGGUAGAUGCUGAAAGAAGAGACAGUCUGAGGAGAAAGUCUGCAGAAAGUUAUGACUGAGAUGAGGAAGAGGAUGAUGCAGAUUAGAUGGACUGAAGGUUAAGAAGGACAGGAGUGGCAGAGUAAACAAAGACAACGAGACAAACAGGAUGUGCUGAAGUUUCCAGCAGGAUGCUGACUGACUGAGUCAAACGAGAAGUUGAAUCUGGAAGCAGCAACAGAUCUGUUCAGGAAACUGCAGAGAGAGAGAGAGGGAGAGAUAGAGGGGGUGAGGAAGAGGAGGUUUUAUCCUCGCUGCACCUCUCAGUUUCUCAGGACUUCCCUGCCUGGACUGGACACCAUUAAGUGCUUCGUCUCCAGAGUUUCCAUAUCUGCGUUUGGCCUGAACUUAACCGUGAAGCUGAAUCUGGAAGCUCUUGCUGAGGAUUACGGCUCGUUGAGAAGGAAACCUGGCGGCAGACGUGGUUGUUUGGAUGGUUUAGAUGAGUAAAGAAGCCCGAUCAGACUGUUUGAUUUGGACUGAAGACUUGAUGCCUCCAGCACAUGUUCGCAGAGGGUUUCUAGUUUCAGAUGUGAGGUCUUAUGAAUUGCUGAUGAUGCUUUUAAUGGGCURAUUUAUUAAUAACUGUAUGUUUGUUUGCAUCCAGGAUGAGAGGACUGGUGCUGGAGUCAGAUGCUCUUUCAUUCACUCAGUCUCCUUCCAGUUAAUGAGGGUGAAAUCGUAAAAAUGGACGCUGAUGCUCCGUACAUUUUCAGAUCCCUCUGAAAUGUGUUUUGUUCUGGUGAAUUAUGGCGUGAGGAGCGAUGUGGAUUAGGAGGCUGAGCAGGAACUUGAAAGUCUGAAAAGUGACCCUGAACGCCUCGUUUUAAUGCACUCUGAUAAAUGGAGCUCCUGUUUCUCCUCGCAGCUUUACGGGGGAAAGUUUUCCAUUUGUGUCCAAAUACUUUCCAGAUCAGUGCUGACAUUAAAGCAGACUCCGUCCAUUUAACUGCUUCUGUUGUUGUGGGCCCGGGAACAAACUCAACCGGAGUGAUAAUAGAAGCKUCUGAGCUUUGCUAUUGACCGGUGGGGUUCGGGUCGGUCCUGGCCUCGGUUUGUCGGAACUUUGUGUCUAGUCUUGGCCCUGAGCGGGGGUCUCCCUCUGUCCUGACACCAUGGGCAUCCAUGGCAUGGAGCUGUUCGCCAUCGGCGUGGUYGUCAUCCUUUUCAUGGCCGUCCUCAAGCAGUUUGGCAUCCUGGAACCCAUUUCUUUUGAAGAUGACAGCAGCGACAGUGAUCUGGAGCUGUCCACGGUGCGUCACCAGCCGGAGGGGCUGGACCAGCUGCAGGCUCAGACCAAGUUCACCAGGAAGGAGCUGCAGUCUCUGUACCGAGGCUUCAAGAACGAGUGUCCCAGUGGACUGGUUGACGAGGAGACGUUCAAGUCCAUCUAUUCUCAGUUCUUUCCCCAAGGAGAUGCAACCACCUACGCUCACUUCCUGUUCAAUGCAUUUGACAUGGACAGAAGCGGCUCGAUCCGCUUUGAGGACUUYGUCAUCGGCCUGUCGGUGCUGCUCAGAGGUUCGGUCACAGAGAAGCUCAACUGGGCCUUCAACCUCUACGACAUCAACAAGGACGGCUACAUCACCAAAGAGGAGAUGCUGGCCAUCAUGAAGUCAAUCUACGACAUGAUGGGGCGCUACACGUACCCCUGUGUGAGAGACGACGCUCCGUCCGAGCACGUCGACAAGUUCUUCCAGAAAAUGGACAGAAACAGAGACGGCGUAGUGACGAUUGAAGAGUUCAUCGAGACGUGUCAGAAGGAUGAGAACAUCAUGAACUCAAUGCAGCUGUUUGAAAAUGUGAUAUAAAAAAACAAGCUGGAUCCUCUCAGUUGUUUUCCUUCAUCACUCCAACAAACAAGCAUCCUCUUCGCCAACCAUUUAAAGACAUUUACCGCAACAUAUUACUGUAAAAACGACAGGAAAUAGACUUUUAGCUGCAUCAUACAACUGUUCCUGGAUUUCCAAGGACUGCUGCACAGAGAUGAUCGGCGUAACAGAAGAAAGACGUUCUUGUACGAACAAAAAAGGAUCAGCAAUCAAAAAAAAAAAAAAAAGAAAAGAAAUCCAGAUUACAUUUAGGCUCAGAUCUGAGCCUGUAGCUUUAAUUCACACAGAUCAGUUUUGCUCAAGACUUUUAAAACGACUGAAUGGUGUAAAAAUAAAAUGUACAUUUUAAAAUAUCACAAAUAAAUAGAGAACUAACGCAUGAAAUGAAAUAUGUAAUGUGGAAUUAGCUUGCACUAAAGGUUUAUGAUUUAUGUAUUAUAUGCACCUGAACUGAAGGCUCUGUAGAUAUCUGCACCUGAUCCACUUCUGAUGGAAACCAGUGUGUGUGUAUAUAUGUAUAGUUAAUAGUUUAUUGUGCUGGUUUCAUCUGUGCUGCACUGGAGGAUGGACAAAGACCAAACGGAAAUAUUUCUUUAGGUUUCUUGUGGUAUUUUGUUGUUACUCUGUUUAGUUAUUGAAAUAUGUUUUUCAGAAGAUUGCACCCUUUUUUUAAAAUUUGGACUAUUAUGUUUACUGGUAAGACUGGGGAAAAGUGAAGGACUGUGGAGAAAGAAAAAGACUGAUAAAUUGUGUCUCUGUGCUGAAUCAAGUCUUGAACAUGUGAGCAUGCUGAGCCACAGUUUUAUGUUCAGUGAAGUUGGACCUUUGUGAGUUCAGUACAUUAAAGAUGCUUUUAACAGCCUGA